AUGGUUGAACUGCAAUUAAACUCUACAAUCAAAAUAUUUCAAUCUGACAAUGCGGCUGAAUAUGUGAGCCUAGCUAAAGAUUUACAGGUGCAAGGGAUCAUGCACAGGUUCUCCUGUCCACACGAACAUCAGCAGAAUGGCAGUGCAGAGAGGAAACAUAGGCAUGUUGUGGAGAAAGCCUUAGCUAUCCUGGCUGGAGCUGGCAUGCCAAUGCAGUAUUGGGGGGAGGCCUUUGUCAUGGCAAUACACCUAAUAAACAGGUUGCCUACUCCAGUCUUGAAAGAUCAGUCACCCUUUGAGAAACUAUUUGGAAAGAAGUGUGACUACUCCAGGUUGAAAACCUUUGGCUGUUUAUGCUUUCCGCAUUUGCGACCCUACAACAGACACAAACUUGAGUUUAGAUCAGCAGCCUGUGUGUUUUUAGGCUACAGUGCAGUUCACAAGGGCUACAGAUGCCUUACUCCACAAGGCAAAAUAAUUGUUUCCAGCAAUGUAAUUUUUGAUGAGUCUCAAUUUCCCUUCAAAACUGGAACCUUCAUAUCCUCCCCUAACCCAGAAAAAGCUCCAUCCCAUAUUCAUUUGUCUCCAACCAUUCCACUUAUCAAAAGAUGUCCAACCCAGCUCCCACAACCUUCCUUGUCAAAUACCUCAAACCAACUCAAUCAGUCACAAACAUCAGCAGCUAUACAGCCUCAAUUAUCCUCACACUCUUUACCUACACAAGCAGCCUCAGCAACACCCUCUAUCUCUAAUACCUCUAGUCAUUCUGCUUCCACCUUCCCUGCACCCUCAGCUCCCUCUGACACACCAAUCCCAGUCCCUAUUUCUGACCUAGCUAAACAGGUGGUUCAAGUUAGUCAUGUCCCUGGUACAAUACAACUAGCUGAUGUGUUGACAAAGUCCUUGCCAAGUGCUACGUUUCUAGAAUUCAGAUCUAAGCUAAUGGUGGAAGACUUGAAGAAGCUCAAUGUUGCUGGACUCAAUCAAGAAGAGUCAAGGGAGGAAGCAGUCAAGGAGCAUCCUGAAAACUCAAAAAGGAAUAAUGAAGCAACAGCAGAGAGACCAAUCAGUAGGGGUCAUGAUGGAGUUGUUCAGUUAACAAGUCUGAAGCAACAACCAAAAAGGCCAAUCAGCAGGGGUGAUGAGAGAGUUGAGUUAGCCAAGUAA
Messenger RNA from Arachis ipaensis, 1167 nucleotides. The record is from RefSeq and is a predicted model, not a curated record. Lineage: Eukaryota; Viridiplantae; Streptophyta; Magnoliopsida; Fabales; Fabaceae.